AUGACUGCUGCGGAUAACAACAUUGCCUGCCGCACUGUCAGCUUCAGUGUAGUCAUUCUGAUCAUAUCUUGGGUGUGCUCUCUCCCUCGCACCUUUAGUAUGCUUUCGAAGCUUGGUACAGCCUCUGCGUUUUUCACUUUUAUUUCCGUGCUCCUGGCCACCAUAUUCGCAGGCAUUCAAGCUCACCCUGCCGGAUACGACCCUCGCCCAUCCUUCACAACGGCCGAUGGCACACCUGCUGUUGGUGGUGACCCCAUUGUGACAGCGAUUCCUGUUGCUGGAACAACCUUCGUUGCCGCGCUCAACGCUUUCAUGAACAUCAGCUACACGUUUAUUGGACAGAUCACCCUUCCCAGCUUCAUUGCUGAGAUGAAGGAUCCUCGCGAAUUUCCCAAGGCUUUGUGGGCCUGUACAAUUGCUGAAGUUAUCCUGUUCAGCAUCGUCGGUGCUGUUGUUUACGCAUAUGUGGGAAACCAGUACAUGACAGCCCCCGCAUUCGGCUCGCUUGAACCUCUGUAUAAGAAGGUGGCAUUCUCGUUCAUGAUUCCCACUCUUAUUUUCCUCGGAGUUCUUUACGCGUCUGUGUCUGCCCGCUUCGUUUUCUUCCGUGUCUUUGAAAACAGCCGCCACAAAAACGACCACACUGUUGUUGGAUGGGGUGUGUGGACUGGCAUUCUCUUGGUAACCUGGAUUUUUGCCUUCGUCAUUGCCGAAGUCAUUCCCUUUUUCUCAGACCUCCUGUCACUCAUGUCUUCGCUGUUCGACAGCUUCUUCGGAUUCAUUUUCUGGGGUGUCGCUUACUUCCGAAUGCGCAAGGUCGACGGCAGUCUCGAACUCGUCAAGCAGGGCAAUAUUCGCGCCAUUCUGAUGGCUCUCUUGAACCUGGCUAUUAUCUUGAUAGGUAUUUUUUUCCUCACUGCCGGUACAUAUGCCAGUGUCCAGAGCAUUGUAGACGCUUUCAAUGCCGACCAAGUUGGUGGUGUCUUCACAUGUGUUAGCAACGGCUUGUGA
Messenger RNA from Sporothrix schenckii 1099-18, 1011 nucleotides. RefSeq lists its product as uncharacterized. Gene Ontology annotation, cellular component: vacuolar membrane. The transcript is spliced from 3 exons. NCBI's taxonomy places the organism in Eukaryota, Fungi, Ascomycota, Sordariomycetes, Ophiostomatales, Ophiostomataceae. Gene Ontology annotation, biological process: amino acid transmembrane transport. The record is from RefSeq and is a predicted model, not a curated record. Gene Ontology annotation, molecular function: amino acid transmembrane transporter activity. Bases 1 to 1011 code for a protein of 336 amino acids.